This is a messenger RNA of Sphaerulina musiva SO2202, 795 nucleotides long. RefSeq names its product arad-like aldolase/epimerase. The record is from RefSeq and is a predicted model, not a curated record. Gene Ontology annotation, cellular component: cytoskeleton. The transcript has 3 exons. Gene Ontology annotation, molecular function: actin filament binding. Bases 1 to 795 code for a protein of 264 amino acids. Lineage: Eukaryota; Fungi; Ascomycota; Dothideomycetes; Mycosphaerellales; Mycosphaerellaceae.
AUGAUCAGUCAAGGCACCUGUCUCCCGGGAAUCCCCACCUUUGUUUCCUUUGCUCAACAUCGCCAAUGGAUGCUCGAACACAUGGCACUGGCCUUUCGCGUCUUCGCUCGCAAAGGCUACUGUGAAGGAAUGUCCGGCCACAUUUCCGUGAGAGAUCCGGAGAAUGUUCAUACUUUUUGGACAAACCCCCUCGGCCGCCACUUCGGCCUACUCAAAGCCAGUGACAUGAUCCUCGUGGAUUACGACGGGAAUGCCAUCGGAGGGAACAUGAGCCGACCGGCAAACGCGGCAGGUUUUCUGAUUCAUUCCGCUGUGCACAAAGCUCGUCCGGAUGUGGUGGCCGCCUGUCAUACACAUAGUCCUGCGGGGAAGGCGUGGAGUGCGUUUGCGAGACCGUUGGAGAUGUUGAAUCAGGAUGUGACGUACUUUUAUGGGGAGGCACAGGCCGUUUAUGAGGACUUUGGAGGGGUGGUCUUCACAGAAGAAGAAGGUCAGAAAUUGGCUGCUGCUCUGGGUCCUCGGGGCAAGGGCAUGAUUUUGAGAAAUCAUGGACUGCUCACAGUCGGCAGUACAGUGGAUGAAGCGGCAUAUAUGUACACACUGAUGGAGAGAUCCUGCGAGGUCCAACUGCAAGUGGAGGCUGCUGCUGCCAAUGGCAUCCCGAAGAUCUACGUGCCCGAGGAGAGUGCCAAGUAUACGUUUGAGAUGGCCAGUGAUCCCGAAACACUCUAUUGCGAGUUUCAACCAGAUUUGGAGUAUGAGAUGGAGAUGUGCAACGGCGCGUAUGCAAAAUGA